AUGGUUUGCCAGGCACGCCACACAAAGUACUCGGAGCCGGUUGCGCCACCAUUUGCCAUGCCAUCCACACAGUUCGAUGUGCGCGACCUCGAGCCCAGCCGGCCCAACAUCCCAUCAUCUGCAGACACAGGGAUCCGUCAAAAGGCAGGAAUCCCGGGCGUUCGCUGUCCCACUUGCGCCGCCAGUGGCUCCGAGGUCUGGGUCAUUCAGGGUCGCGCUUGUGGCACCUGCGGUACUCCUUGCUUCUGA
Messenger RNA from Pyricularia pennisetigena, 249 nucleotides. RefSeq lists its product as uncharacterized. The coding region runs from base 1 to 249 and encodes 82 amino acids. NCBI's taxonomy places the organism in Eukaryota, Fungi, Ascomycota, Sordariomycetes, Magnaporthales, Pyriculariaceae. The record is from RefSeq and is a predicted model, not a curated record. The transcript is spliced from 2 exons.